AUGGUCUUCGGGCUGUCGAAACGCUCGAGGCGGGCGUACAGCUCAGACCAAUCUGCGCUAGAUCCAUGCAGAGAGUACGAUGAUUUUCGGCAAAGACGAAUCUACGCGGCUCCGAGUGGCCCUCACUCUGUCGAAGUCCUCCCAUGUGCCUCACAUUUCGCGUCAUCUCAUCCGUACCUCAACCGUGGUCAGAUAGCAGCAGCUUCUAUGGCUCAACUACCUCCACCACAAGUACCGGCACCUCUAGUUCUACCCACUGCUAGUGUUCAGCCGGCCAUUCUGCCAACGUCACUAUCUGGUCUGACAGAAUGGACUAACUCUACCUUCAAUCAUCCGAUCUCUGGUAUUCUAAGCCACACUAUUGGAAAGGCCAAUGCCACAAUCUCGGACCUCGACCAUUUGAUUCAUCGAAGCAUCGGAGAUGGCGUGAACCUGCGAGAUGCCCCGUCCCGUGUGUUGGACGAGGUCAUUACGUCGAUCGAUAUGGGCUCCUUUGGUGGUAGGGAAAGGGAUAUCCUUGCGGGGUGCUCGCUUCCAUUUCGUACAGAUUUGAAAAAUCUCCACAAGUCAGGCAAAAAGCCGAACAGAUCUGGAUCAGUGGAUUAUUUCUCCAAAGUAUAUCUAUACGAAAACUCGCGCAUGCCAUCCAAUCUUCCACGGCUGAAGCUAUCUAUACCGAGCUAUCCUCUACUCCGACUCGCAGCCCAGUACUCGCGGCGCGUAUACGACGGGCCUGUAGGCGGAGAGCGACAUGCCUAUGUUGAUUCUGAUUGGCGCCAGGGCACCAAAGCCAUGGUCAUAAAGUCUCUGCCCGUUGACGAUCUGAAUACGAUCGUCUUCGCCAUUCGUGGCACACAGAGCUUCCUUGACUGGGCCGUCAAUUUCCACACGGCGCCAACAUCCCCUGCUGGUUUUCUUGAUGACCUCCACAACUAUUGUCAUGCUGGAUUCUUAUCUGUGGCACGCAAAAUGGUUGGUCCCAUCGCGGCACACCUGCGGGCUCUUCUAGCUGAAGACCCUUCUCGCAUGUCCUACUCGCUUCUGAUCACUGGUCACUCCGCUGGCGGAGCCGUGGCCAGCCUGUUGUAUCUUCAUAUUCUAUCCGAAUCACCAAUGGUGCAAUCUGACCUCACUCAUCUCCGCGGUUGCUUCAGGUCUAUUCAUUGUGUCACCUUCGGGGCACCACCUAUCUCUAUUCGCCCGCUACAGCAACCACUCUCAUCAGGUUUCCCCAGAUCGAAGUCUUUAUUUCUCUCGUUCAUCAAUGAGGGUGACCCUGUGACUCGUGCUGAUAAGGCGUACAUUGUCUCUUUGCUGGAUUUGUACGUUAGGCCUGCUCCAAGGCUAACCCUCUAUCGGCCUCGGGAUUACAAGAUUGCCCCGGCACCAAAUUACUGGCACGUUCCUCCCGCCACUUUAGCCAAUGCAGGCAAACUCGUUCUGCUUCGUGACCGAGACCGGGGUCCGUUGAAUGGUCCUAUAAUUGCACCAGCUCGAAAACCAGAUGGCCCCCCUCCUCUGCCGCGUCGACAGCUUUUUGAAGCGUGUGUUAUUAAUGACGCUCAGCUGCGAGGAGUGGUCUUCGGAGACCCAGUAAUGCAUAUGAUGGAUCUCUAUGCUCGCAGGAUUGAGAUACUGGCUGGAGGUGUCUGGAGGGAAAGAUAA
This is a messenger RNA of Penicillium riverlandense, 1665 nucleotides long. Its product is annotated as lipase family protein. Lineage: Eukaryota; Fungi; Ascomycota; Eurotiomycetes; Eurotiales; Aspergillaceae. Gene Ontology annotation, biological process: lipid metabolic process. Bases 1 to 1665 code for a protein of 554 amino acids. The record is from RefSeq and is a predicted model, not a curated record. The transcript has 3 exons.